Messenger RNA from Schistosoma spindalis, 5313 nucleotides. The record is from the annotation of a GenBank genome assembly. NCBI's taxonomy places the organism in Eukaryota, Metazoa, Platyhelminthes, Trematoda, Strigeidida, Schistosomatidae.
AUGCAGCAUUGCUUUCAAAUAAGUAAGAUACAAUUGUACAGUACUAUUACAAUUACAAAUUAUUAUUAUUAUUGUUUUUAUUACUACUAUUAUCGUUAUGUUGAUCAGUCAAAAAACAUCGAAUUUAUGCUUUCCUGAUAAAUCCCCAUCAAUGAAUUUAUCAACACAAUUGAAUAAUUCAAUUCUUUUUAAUUCAAACCCUAUGGAAUCACAUGAUAAAAAUAACCAUGAUGAUGGUGAUAAUGAUGAUGAUGAUAAUGAUGACGAUGAUGAAGAUGAGCCAAAAUCAUUAAACAUAGAAACAUGUAAGUCACAAUUUUUAUUCAAUCGAAAUAGACAUAGUUCUAAUGAAUCUAACAUAUCGAAAUCAUCAAUUUCACCAUUGUUGUCAACUCUACCAAACAGUAGUACGGCGUUUAAAUCUCCAUCUCACCUACCACAGACUAAUAUAAACCUACAGUCAUCGUUACCAUUAUUAUCCCCAACAUCAUUACCAUUUCCACUUCCUUCUGUCCCUCCAUUAACUAAUUCAUUAUUUUGCAAAAACUCCACAUCAUUCUAUUCUACUCUAAUGAAUCGAAUGGAUCCAGACCAAUUACAUGUUCUUAUAAAAAUGUUAAAUGAUACAGUUACAAAUGGUUUACUAAAUAAUAGCUCUUCAAAUUUAUCACUACCACCUACAUCGAUUUCAACAGCAGCAUUAACUACUGCGGCGUUGCAAUCAAUGUUCAAUAGUACCAUGUUUAAUACGGAAUCAUCAGUAGCAAUGAAUUUAUUUAAUAAUAAGUUUGAUUCAGUAGAACAUUUCGAUAUUGGUAAUCAUGUACACAACGAUUUGAAGAACAGUUUUAGUUCACAAUAUGAUUAUUAUCAUCAUUGUCUCCGUGAACAGUUGGAUUCCCGAUAUUUUUCAAAAGAUUAUUUGAAUGAUCUUGCUAAUUGGUCAGAUAAUAUUGACAAUAAUAAUAAUAAUGUGUUACUUAUGAUGUUAAUGAUGAUGUUUAUGAAAAGAAAUAUCGAUUCAUUGCUAUCAACACCUAAUCAACUAAAUAAAUCACCAACACUAACAUUAUCAUCUGCUUCUGGACCAUCCACUUCCCCGUCAUCAUUAUCCAUGUUGAUAACAUCAUCGCCAUCAUCGACAAAAGGACUUACGACGAUGACAGCAACAACAACAACGGAAAACCAAUUUAUAGAUGAUCAUAUAUUACAUUGUGACAAAUCUAGUCAACAUCGUUAUAAUUUGUUGCAUAAUCCAAAUUAUUUAAACACUGGAGAUGGAUUGCAAAAAUCUAUGAAAUGUAACAUAGUGGAUGAUCAAGAAAAUUUAAAAUUUAAAUUAAAUCAUUUAAAUGUAUUCCCAGAGAAAUUAACUAUUCGUGAUAUCAUUGGUUCAACUGGUAAUAGUAAGAAUACUACUAUGGUUAGUACUACUAUUACUACUACCACUACUACUUAUAACAAUAGUCAUAAUAAUAAUAAUAAUAACAAUAAUAAUGGUAAUGUUUAUCAGUCAUCUAAUCCAUAUAUCAUGAAUGAUUUAUUAGAAAAUGAAUCAGAUCAAACGGAUUCACUCGUUCAACGAACUGAAUUAUUAGAUUCUGAUCUAUGGAAACAUUUUCAUAGUAUGACUACUGAAAUGGUAAUUACAAAAUCAGGACGUCGAAUGUUUCCAUCAUUCAAAGUACGUGUUACAGGAUUAGAUAGAAAUGCAAAAUAUAUUAUGUUAUUAGAUAUUGUAUCACGUGAUGAACAUCGAUAUAAAUUUCAAAAUGGUAAAUGGACAAUUGCAGGUAAAGCUGAUCCAGAACCAUGUCGUAAACCAUACAUUCAUCCAGAUUCUCCAACAACCGGUGAAGAAUGGAUGCAUAAACCAAUUUCAUUUCAUAAAUUAAAAUUAACUAAUAAUGUAGCUGAAAGACAAUCUUUUCAAGCUGUACUCAAUUCAAUGCAUAAAUAUAUACCAAGAUUUCAUAUUGUUCGCGCAGAUCAUCUAAAUAAAAUGAAUAUGUCCAAUUUUGUUACAUUUAUCUUCGAUGAAACUGAAUUCAUUGCUGUAACCGCCUACCAGAAUGAAAGAAUCACUCAAUUAAAAAUUGAUAAUAAUCCAUUUGCUAAGGGAUUUCGAGACAAUGGUAGUGGGCGUCGUGAAAAGAAAGGUUUACGAUUACGAUACAAACAGUCAAUAAAUUCUACUAAUACUUAUAAUGAUCUAGAUGGUAUUGAAAGGGAUAUGUUGAAAAAACGUUCAACUGAUUUAUACGGAGCACAUGAAAGUAUUAAAUUUUCAUUUCCAAAUUCAAUAAAUCAUCCAGCAUGUACAAAUCGAUUAUCAUUAUUACAUAAUAAUAAUAAUAAUAAUAAUAAUCAUGGAUUAGAUAUAAAAUGUUCAUCUUCCCAUUGUUCUUCAAUUUCUACUCCUAUUUGUAAUACAUCAUCAUCGAUCAUAUCAUCACCAAAUCAAUUAUUUUGUGGAUUAUCUAACUCUUUAUCUUAUACUUCAUCAGAUCAAUUCUCAUCAUAUUCAAUCAAUAAUUUACAUAACUGUAGUAAUAAUAAUCAUUUAGGUAAUAAUAAUAAUAAUAAAUCAGUUGAUUCUUUAUCACCAUUAUCAUCAUUAUCAUUUUGUAAUUUAUCAGUUGAUAAAUUAUCUACUACAAAAGAUCUAUCAUCUCCAUCUUUGUCAUUACCCUAUCCACUCUGGUCAGGAUGUCUUGAUCCAACAUCAUUGAAUUCAACGUUGAUAUCAACAAAUUUACCACGAAGUCAACAUACAGUACAUUACUGUCCAAAGAUAUCAAAAUCAUCAUCAUCGUCAUCUUCGUCAUCGUCCUCAUCAUCAUCAAUGGAAUAUUCUUUCAAUAAAAUACAAAAUAAUCAUUCUAUGGAAUUUCAACGUCAACAUCAAAGACAACAACAAUUUAUGGAUAAAACUGACAGAUUGCACAAUAUAAAUGAAAUGUCAUCUGCAACAAAUAAUUCCUUUACUUUACCAUCUUCAACAGUAACAGUAAUAUCAUUGUCAUCAAAGCCAACAUCAUCAAUAACAUCAAGGUUAUCAUCUCCGUUAGUUGGAACAACAUCAGUAAUCAUUGAUACCACCAACACCACGACGACGAUGGUGACGAUGACAACAUCAACAGUAAAAUCAAGUCAAUCAUUACCGUAUUCAACACUAACCACAUCUGUUCUCGAUAGAAUAUCUGGAUUAACUGGAGGAACAGGAGAGGGAAUAACGGAAUUACAACUCUUCUCAGAUAAUUUAAAACGUAAAUAUGAUGAAAUAAAUAAAUGUUGUCAAGAAGAUUGUAAUUCCUUACAGAAUCAUAAAGAUUUAAAUUCAUCCAAAUUAUGCUGUUCUCCUAUAAAAAAACAAUAUAUUCCAAAAACUAUUUCAAUAAAUAAUGAAUCUAAAUAUUUUAAUGAAAAUGAAUAUUCUAAUAAUACUAUAAACUCUAAUCGAAUUAUAACAAAUGAACAAUUAUAUUGUACUGGAAUAAAAUAUGAAAAUGAAUUAAAUCAUUCAUUAUGUUGUAAUUGUUCUAAUUCAUUAACAACAUUAUCACAUACGAAUAUGAUCAGUUCAUCAAUAACUACAUCAACAUCAUUAACAUAUAUGAAUUCAUCUAAACGUAGUUUUAAUAUAAGUUGUUUAUUAGAAUAAUUCCCCCCCCCAAAAAAAGGGAUACUCAGUUGAUGAAUAUCCCCCCUUUUUUUUCUGAAAAAAUUUUUAUGCAAAGAAUGUAAAGUAAUCAAAUUGCAUUUUAUCUUAUAUUUUAAUAUCCUACUUAUUGAUAUUGUAUAACGGAAACUCUAGAAUAACAGUAGUCACAAUACUAAUAGUAAUUAUAAUAACGUAUGAUAUAUAUAUAUAUAUAUUGUUUGGGAAAAUAAUAUGAUUCUGUAUUGUAUAUAGUGUAUAUAGAAUGAUAAAUAUAAAUAGAUAUGUGAACCAUUCAUUUCAUAAUCACAUCAAUUAACUAAACAAAGACACCUUUAUGUGUGAGUUUUUCUUCGAUCAUAAUGUUGCCAGGCAUUAUUAGCCGAUACGAAAAUAUAUACAUAUAAUGAGGACCUAAUUGAAUGUAUAUACAAAAAAAAACACUUUCUAUCGAAGCAUUACACUUGUUAUAAAUAGUUUCAAAGAGAUUGACAACAGUGGCAAAAAAUAACUUAAUUUCUUAACUUACAGUAACGAUGUGUUUUUUUUAAAAAAUUCUUUUCAACUGUAUUUUUUUUCAAAAAAACAACUAUGUUUCACUGUUUUAAUUUUUUUUCUCCAUUAUUGAGAUCAUCCAUAUUCUCCCCCCUUCUUCCCCUCUCUCCCCUCUCUCUCGCACUCUCUCACAUACACAACACAAUCAAUCAUAUAUGUAUGCACCUUAUGUAAUAUGACUUUUGUUUAUAUAUAAGAAUGGCUGUUGACUAAUGAAAGUAUGAUGAUUUAAAACUAAUUUUGUUUUGCAUAAAAUCUAUAUUCAUUUAAUAUUAUGGUAAUUUGUUUCCUCUAGUCUACAGAUAUAUUUAUAUGAUAAAACUUUGAGUACAUAUAAUGUAACUAACCAUUUGUUUCAUAUGUUUCUUUUCUCUCUCUUUAUUUUAACACAUUUUUAUUGCAUAAUACUUAUGUCUAAAUAUUGUAAUAGUAAUAAUAAUACUAAUAAUCAUAAUAUGAAUAUGAGUCUAGUGAUUACAUCCUAAACAUAUAAUUCCACCUAGAAAUUGUAUUCAUAAAGCAAAUAAAAACAAAAAAUUUUUUUCUUCUGUUUUUUUUGUUUUUGUUUUUACAAACUUUGAUGGUCAAAAAAAAAACAAAAUAAAUGUAAGUUUAAAAAAAACCCACAACCAACAACAGGGAAUGUGAAUGAUAUUCAUUCCUUCUUCUUUUGUUUUUUUUUCUCUUGGAGUUUUUUUCUCUUUUAUUCAUUUCUUUUGCUGUAAAUCUUCUCUUGUACAAUUUUGUUUGUUUGUUUGUUCGUUCGUUUAUAAUAGGUGAAUAAAUGAAAAUAAUAGUGGAUAUAUUAAAACAUAAUAAUAAGUCAUUAUUAUCCUUUAUUAUUAUUAUUAUUAUUAUUAUUAUUAUUACUGUUAUCACUAUGUUAAAAUUCAAUAGUGAAAUAUUUAUUCAAAUGAAUUCAUUAUUAUGAAAUAAUAAAUAAAUAAUCUGAUUAUAAAUGUGUGUUGUUUUAAUUUAUGUAUAAAAAUAACUGAUAUGAGAAAUGGAAUAGUUUACAAUUGAUUAUUCACUAGAUGGUGAUCAAUGUUAUGUGUAUUAUGUCCUUCUUAGUGCAGAUUGAAUCCUAUCGAUUAAGU